This is a messenger RNA of Aspergillus pseudotamarii, 1758 nucleotides long. Its product is annotated as terpenoid synthase. The coding region runs from base 1 to 1758 and encodes 585 amino acids. The record is from RefSeq and is a predicted model, not a curated record. Gene Ontology annotation, biological process: isoprenoid biosynthetic process. Gene Ontology annotation, molecular function: prenyltransferase activity. The transcript has 6 exons. NCBI's taxonomy places the organism in Eukaryota, Fungi, Ascomycota, Eurotiomycetes, Eurotiales, Aspergillaceae.
AUGGGCUUCCUGCAUGGCUUUCUCUCUCAGCCUACAACCUAUGCUAUACUGGCCGUGCUGGCUAUUCCGGUCACGGCCCUGGCGUGGGACAGACUGCCGGGUUUCGUGCCCUCCGUAAGGAGGUUAUUGGUGGGCAAAAGGACUCCCUCUGAGAUAACAUCAUUAGAGUGCCCAUACAGUUACAUCCGACAGAUAUACGGAACGCAUCACUGGGCACCAUUCGUCGACAAACUCUCUCCUAACCUCAAGGCAGAGAGCCCAGCGAAGUACCACAUGAUCCUUGAGAUCAUGGAUGGAAUUCACCUUUGCCUGAUGCUUGUUGAUGAUAUCAGUGACAACAGUGACUAUCGAAAAGGACGCCCUGCUGCCCAUUGUAUCUAUGGUCCCUCGGAGACUGCAAACCGAGCGUACUACCGGGUAACCCAACUACUGAAUCGCACGGUGCACGACUUCCCAGAGCUUGCGCCAUGGCUGCUGCAAUGUCUCGAAGAGAUACUAGAAGGGCAAGACCUCUCACUUGUUUGGCGGCGGGACGGUCUCCCUGCCUUUCCCGUUCAGCCAGAGGAGCGCGUAGCGGCAUAUCGCCAAAUGGCAUAUUUGAAGACUGGUGCCCUCUUCCGUCUGGUCGGACAGCUCGUACUAGAGAACCAAUCCUACGAUGAUACGUUAAGUACUGUAGCAUGGUAUUCCCAAUUGCAAAAUGAUUGCAAAAAUGUGUACUCCUCUGACUAUGCCAAAGCCAAAGGAGCCAUUGCGGAAGACCUACGCAACGGCGAGCUUACUUACCCAAUUGUUGUUGCCUUGAAUGCUUCUAAAGGACAUUGCGUGGUACGAGCGUUGGAGUUUCGAUCGCCACAUAAUAUUCGACAAGCGCUGCGAGUGAUUCAGAGUGAUCAAAUCAUUCGCGGGCCUGUUGACUAUCUAUUGAAAUGUCCCGGAAAGGAUAUUCGUCGCAAGCUCAUGCAAGCCUUCAAUGAAUGGUUAAGGAUUCCCGAAGACAGGUUGAACAUCAUCGCGGAGGUUGUUGGUUUACUACACACUGCGUCUCUCUUGAUCGAUGACAUUCAAGAUUCGUCCAAACUGCGACGAGGGAUACCAGUGGCUCAUUCCAUAUUCGGUGUCGCGCAAACUAUUAACUCCGCGAAUUACGCCUACUUCGCCGCGCAGGAGAAGCUCAGAGAGCUCGAUCGCCCCAAGGCGUACGAAAUCUUUACUGAAGAGCUACUCCGUUUACACCGGGGUCAGGGCAUGGAUCUAUAUUGGCGAGAUUCCCUGACCUGCCCCACAGAAGAAGAGUACAUCGAGAUGAUUUCGAACAAAACUGGUGGUCUCUUCCGGCUGGCAAUCAAACUAAUGCAGCUGGAAAGUGAGAUAGCAAGCGAUUUCCUCGCGCUUGUCGAUCUUUUGGGUGUCAUCUUUCAGAUCCGUGACGACUAUCAGAAUCUGCAAAGCGACUUGUAUAGCAAAAACAAAGGCUAUUGUGAAGACCUCACAGAAGGCAAAUUUUCCUUUCUAAUUAUCCACAGCAUUAAUAGUAACCCAGAUAAUCAACAGCUGCUCAAUAUCCUCCGACAGAGAAGUGAGGAGGAGUCCGUGAAGAAAUACGCCGUGGAAUAUAUUCGGUCCACAGGAUCUUUUGACUAUUGCCAGGAGAGACUGGCAUCAUUGCUGCAUGAAGCAAAGAUGAUGGUCAACGUGCUAGAAGAAAAUGUUGGAUUUUCCAAAGGGAUCUAUGAUAUCUUAGCUUUCUUACUGUGA